AGGGCAGAGCUCAGUCGCAUUCUCCAUUCGCAAACACAGCUCGUAAUCCUGAUCUCGCCGUUUUUCUCAGUCGUUCGAUCGAGUAAAUUAACAGAGAUGGGAGGAGGAGGAGGAGGAGAACAUGGACACGGAGCCGAGGAUUUCAGGACAAAGGUGUGGAGCAUGAGUGGUGGUCCGAACUGCCGACCCAAGCACUGGCGUCGCAACACCGCCAUUGCCAUGUUUGGUGUCUUCCUAAUUUGCAUCCCUAUUGCAAUGAAAUCUGCCGAGCUCGAGCAACGGCCUCAUCAACCUGUUCGCCCAAUUCCUUCACAGCUCUGGUGCAAGAAUUUUGGAAACAAAGACUACUAGCUACUUAGCUGUCCAGGGCUGUUAGGUACCAAUAUUGGUUGAUUACAACUGAUCUCUGGAAAUGUAGGUUUGGUAUAUUUGUAUUGUUGGUUGAAGUGAAUUUGAGUCUCCUUUCAAGACAUGCUCUUGUAAUGUUUCCUAUUAUCUGAACCUAUGAUAUUAUGGUCAUAUCAUCAAUAAGUCAUUGAAGAAAAUGCUAAAACCGUUACUUUUCU
Molecule: messenger RNA, 566 nt
Organism: Rubroshorea leprosula
Lineage: Eukaryota; Viridiplantae; Streptophyta; Magnoliopsida; Malvales; Dipterocarpaceae
Source: the annotation of a GenBank genome assembly